Vespula pensylvanica (western yellowjacket) is the source of this 2748-nucleotide messenger RNA. RefSeq names its product proton-coupled amino acid transporter-like protein pathetic. Gene Ontology annotation, cellular component: vacuolar membrane. Gene Ontology annotation, biological process: amino acid transmembrane transport. Gene Ontology annotation, molecular function: amino acid transmembrane transporter activity. The transcript is spliced from 5 exons. Bases 108 to 1652 code for a protein of 514 amino acids. Lineage: Eukaryota; Metazoa; Arthropoda; Insecta; Hymenoptera; Vespidae. The record is from RefSeq and is a predicted model, not a curated record.
GGCGUUCCGAGACGCGUUUCGAGUAGCGUCUCGCUCUUCGGGCCAGAUCGAGGAGAUCCAGGAGGAAAACGCAAAGAGAGAAGACGAGCUACCUCGACGAAGCUAAAAUGGGAAAUGCGGAUAGCGUUCACGACGUGGAGAUGAGCUCUCUCUCCGUGGCAUCGAGCGACGAUCGAUCCCGAAUUAGGAGGACGCCCAUGCGCCCGAUGAUAGCGGAAUACGACCCAAAGAAGCACGGUGUGAAAACAGAACUGUCAGACAUGAUUGUCCUCAAAUACAAGUGCGAGAAAAAUGAGGUACCGAUCACCGUGACCAACGGAUCGACUUUGCCUCUCGUGGAACGUCCCAACGACGAAGAAGCAGCGCUUUAUGAUCCGUUCGAGCAUCGAAAAUUGGCUCAUCCUACCUCGGACUUGGAUACGCUGAUACAUCUGCUUAAGGGAAGUCUCGGUACUGGCAUACUGGCUAUGCCAUUGGCCUUUCGAAAUGCUGGUCUCGUUUUCGGUCUUUUCGCGACUUUCUUCAUCGGCGCCAUUUGCACCUAUUGCGUACAUAUUUUGGUCAAAUGCGCCCACGACCUUUGCAGAAGGACACGGACUCCGAGUUUGGGAUUCGCCGAUGUUGCCGAGGCGGCCUUCCUCGUUGGUCCGGAAGGCGUACAAAAGUACGCUCGGCUGGCCAAGGCCACUAUCAAUUGUUUCCUCGUCAUCGAUCUGAUCGGUUGCUGCUGCGUAUACAUCGUCUUCAUCGCGACGAAUCUCGAAGAGGUGGUAACAUAUUACACGCAAAUGGGCCAGGAUUGGGAAGCGGUCAAUCGUUUGAGACUGUACAUGGCCGCUCUUUUGCCAUUCCUCAUUGUCUUUUCCCUCGUGAGAAAUCUCAAGUACCUGGCUCCGUUUUCCAUGCUCGCCAACGUAUUGAUAGCUACCGGAAUGGGCAUAACUUUCUAUUACAUAUUUACCGAUCUACCGACCAUCAGUGACGUGCCGAACUUUUCCAGCUGGAGUCAACUUCCCCUGUUUUUCGGUACGGCGAUCUUCGCUCUCGAGGGCAUCGGCGUCGUAAUGCCUUUGGAAAACAACAUGAAAACGCCGACCCACUUCAUCGGUUGUCCCGGAGUCUUAAAUACCGGAAUGUUCUGCGUUGUCUUACUUUACAGCACCGUUGGUUUCUUCGGAUAUUGGAAGUACGGCGAGAAAACGGAGGCUUCGAUCACUUUGAACCCGCCACAGGACGAGAUCCUCGCGCAAUCGGCGAAGAUCAUGAUCGCCGUUGCGAUAUUCUUCACUUACGGCUUGCAAUUCUACGUACCGAUGGAAAUCAUUUGGAAAAAUAUCAGGCAGUACUUCGGCUCGAGAAAGAUCGUAGCCGAGUAUUCGCUUCGAAUAUUUUUGGUUGUAUUCACGGUGUCAGUCGCUAUCGCUUUGCCGUCCCUCGGUCCGUUCAUCUCGUUGGUAGGCGCGGUUUGUCUAUCGACUCUCGGCAUGAUGUUCCCGUCGGUCAUCGAACUGGUAACGGUUUGGGAACAAGACAACGGUCUUGGGAAGUACAAGUGGAGACUUUGGAAGAAUAUCGCGAUCAUUUCCUUCGGCGUGCUCGGCUUUUUAACGGGCUCUUACGUCAGUAUCAAGGAGAUCAUCGAGCAAAAGUGAAGAGCCGUUUGGCAAGACGAGGAGCGAUGCGACCCGAACAACAACGAUCUUUCGUUGCGUAUCACGAACGCCCGAUAUGUUUAAUCUCGCUCGCUCGCGAACGCAAUUGCGAUCACCUCGUCCGCUCGCGUUCCCAUUUUCCGGAAGGAGAAUCGCCUGGAAGAAUAAGGCCGCCGUAGAAAGACGUCCGGAAAGGAUCAUCGCGAAGGAAUAAAGAAAACGAUAGCCCCGACAAGUAAUCGCGAGCACGAGUACGAGUUGCUUAUACCUUUCUCUUCGCUAUCGCGAUCCCGAUGACACAUCGAUGAUCGCAUUUGACGACGAGGACGCAAUCAAAUCCCCUUCCGCUUUCACUUUUAUUCCUCCUUCUUUCUUAUUUAGUUGUGCUAGAUAUCAUUCGAGAUCCCGUCGUACAAUACAUGUCGUAUGUUAAUAGUUCAUCCCGUUGCACGUUAUUCGAUUACGACUUCUUCAUUCGGCGACGAUCGUCGCUUCGAGCCACGACGAAAGCGUUCGACGGAAAGACAACGAUCGAUUCGAUUGUGCCAAUCGUAAAGACGACAAUCAACUUCAUCUUCGACCAUAAUUGUAGGACGGUUUUGGAAAUGUUUCCUUGAUUAUAUGUACUUUCUCAUGUAGUCAUUUUCUACGUCUAGUUUUGUCACGAUCGCGCGGAUUAUCCUCGAGACAUCCCUUAUAUCUUCGUGCCGUAGACGUAAAGUUUUGAUUCGUUUGAACGCAUACACCCAUUCGUCGAAUCACGGACGUGAUGCAGAACAAAUGCCAACGUAGAAAAGAAAUUCGCUAAUACACACGUUCUCUCUUUCUUUCUCUCUUUCGACUUUUCUACGUACUCGAAAAGUGGAAAUAAAAGGAGGGACGGUGAAAGAGACGGAAAGAGCGCGAAAUCGAUCGUCGCAUCGUCAUCGACGGAAGCCACUGAUCUGUUCCUAGUGCAUGAUGCACGAAAUCGUACAAAAGAUUAUCGAUUAAUUCUAAGAUGCUAAUCAAGGCGGCCAACACUGCCGUCAAUGUGCGUUUGCUAGUCCGUCAAAAUGGAAGUGACGACCAACGAGUGGAAGACGAGUGAUAUACA